Beauveria bassiana ARSEF 2860 is the source of this 1116-nucleotide messenger RNA. RefSeq names its product autophagy-related protein 3. Gene Ontology annotation, cellular component: cytoplasmic ubiquitin ligase complex; cytosol. The record is from RefSeq and is a predicted model, not a curated record. Gene Ontology annotation, molecular function: Atg8-family ligase activity. Gene Ontology annotation, biological process: autophagosome assembly; nucleophagy; autophagy of mitochondrion. The transcript is spliced from 3 exons. The coding region runs from base 1 to 1116 and encodes 371 amino acids. NCBI's taxonomy places the organism in Eukaryota, Fungi, Ascomycota, Sordariomycetes, Hypocreales, Cordycipitaceae.
AUGAACUAUAUCUACUCAACAGUCAACACCCUGCGGGACAGAUACACGCCCGUCUCGCACACGUCCACCUUUCGCCAGACCGGCCAGAUCACGCCCGAGGAGUUUGUCGCCGCCGGCGACUACCUCGUCUACAAGUUCCCGACCUGGGCCUGGGGCGACGCCGACGACGAGAGCCGCCGCGCGAGCCACCUGCCCCCCGGCAAGCAGUACCUCGUCACCCGCAACGUGCCGUGCGACCGCCGUCUGAAUGACGACUUUGCCGGCGACGCGGGCCACGAGGAGUCGGUCGUCCACGACGGCUUCAGGACCGCGGCCAGCGGCGGGGAAAGCGGUGGUAGUGGUGCUGGAGGUGGCGGUGCGGGGGACGAUGAGGAUGGAUGGCUGAGGACGGGCGGCCUGGCGAGCUCGCAGCCGCUCAAGGCAAAGGAUGUCCGCACCGUGGAUGAUGCGGGGAACGUGGGCGCGGCGGACGAGGACGAAGACGAGGAUGACAUUCCCGACAUGGAGGAUGAGGAUGACGACGAGGCUAUUAUCCGCGAUGCUGGCGCCGGCUCGCAAAAGAGCGGCCGACGCACAUACACCCUCUACAUCAUGUACACGCCCUACUACCGCACCCCGCGCCUCUACCUCUCCGGCUACCGCGCCGACGGCCAGCCGCUGCCCCCGCACGACAUGAUGGACGACAUUGUCGGCGACUACAAGGACAAGACCGUCACCCUCGAAGACUUUCCCUUUUUCGCAAACAAUAUCAAAAUGGCCUCGGUGCACCCUUGCAAGCACGCCCCCGUCAUGAAGUCGCUGCUGGACCGCGCCGACGCUGCCCUGCGGAUCCGCAGAGACAAGAUGCGCGCGGCAAAGGGGGACAGCAAGAAGCAGACGGCGACGUCGACGGCGACGGCGACGGCGGCAGAGGGGCUGGCAGAGGGGAUUGGGAAGCUGGAUGUUGGGGGCGCGCAAGAGGUGGCGGAUAAGGAUGAGUGGGAAGAGGUGCAGCAGACGGAGGUGCUGGAUGAGAAUGAGGUGGCGAUUCGCGUGGAUCAGUACUUGGUCGUCUUUCUCAAGUUCAUGGCCAGCGUCACACCCGGCAUCGAGCACGAUUUCACUAUGGGAGUGUAA